CCUCAGGCCUAGAAGCCCCCCAGUAUCGCCCCCACGCCCCCAGCAUCGUGUCCCUCGCCCCCCAGAAUUGAUACCCCAGGACCGGGCCCACCCUGGAUCGGGUCCCCGCCCCCCAGGAUCGGGUCCCCCUCCACUAUUAACACCCCCAGGACCGGGCCCCUCGGGCCCAGGGCGGCGCUGCGCAGCAUUGUUCGGCCUCUCACAGAACUGGGAAUUGAGCUGCCCCAGUCCCCCAAAUGUUGGGAGCCCCCCCCAGGGUGGGGGUCGAGCUACCUCCUUUCCCCGUGACAUGCAGGAGCGUUGAAUUGGGGCGUCCUGAGUCUGACCUCGGCAGCAAGAUGCUCGCCUCAAAACAGGCCGCCGCUUGGUUGUGCGGUCAUGGCACCGCUGUGGUUGGCAAGCAGCCAGCUCCUGGGUCUGGAAACGCAGGCAAAGUGGGGCUGCCCUUGUUGGCUUCUCCCAAAGAGCUUCCGCAGUGCAAUUUUCAUUAAUUUGAGAGGUUUGUUUCCUUACAACACACAGAUUAGAUGUCCUGUGUGCCCCUGACCUGCAAGAAAGGGUUUGAAGAUAGGGAUGCUAAGAUUGAACCGNUCUUCGCUUCUUAAUAUGUGAGCGGUGCCCCAACCCGAGUGCCGUGUCUGCUCUCCUAUUGACUUGUUUUCUUCUAGGCUUUUCUUCCUGGAAAGUUAGCCAAAAAUGUCUACUUCCAUUCAGCUUGUACUUGUUUUUGCUGUUUUUCAGAUCAGGUACGCAAAGGGGGAUCUCUUUUCAUGCCCCAGCACGGACUCGUUGGCUCACUGUAUCAGCGAGGAUUGUCGCAUGGGGGCUGGCAUAGCCGUGCUGUUUAAGAAAAAGUUUGGUGGCGUAGAAGAGCUCUUGGAUCAGCAAAAGAAGUCUGGGGAGGUAGCAGUUCUGAAGAGAGGUGACCGAUAUAUUUACUACUUGAUUACAAAGAAGAAGGUCUCCCAUAAACCAACGUAUGAGAAUAUGCGAAAGAGUUUAGAGGCCAUGAAGACUCAUUGUUUGAACAAUGGGGUUACUGAUAUUUCCAUGCCUAGGAUUGGAUGUGGACUUGACCGCCUGGAAUGGAGUAAGGUUUCAGCGAUACUUGGAGAAGUAUUCGAGGACACGGACAUAAAGAUCACAGUUUACACCCUCUGAACAAAGGGGCCUUUAUGGGGAUGGUUGUCUUAUUUCUCCUGUUUUGGGGAGAGGUGAUUUGUUAAUUGAUGGAUGAGGAAUGGCUGCAUAUGAGGCACAGCCCAGUCCUCCCUUUCCAGGUAUAACUCAUUGUUGGGUUCAUGUUUUCCAAUGGAAGGUAGCUAUUCUCUGAAAACAGCUAGUGUGGAAUAUGGCGUGCAGACUUCCAGUGAAGAAGUAAAGCAUUUAAUAUUAAUCUUCAGGGUCAUGUAUAUCCCUCAGGGAUUCUCACCUGCGAGUUGCACAGUGAGUCACCUGAUGUCACUGUUCCUCCGUUGCCCCAUCUGCUAAACACUAUUGAAAAUGGUUAUUGUAUGUAGCUGUAUAACAUCUUUUGGCAUUCUUAAUAUUUUGGGUCUUUGAACCUGAGUUUGUAUGUAUUUUACUCUGUUUUACAGAAUGGGUAGGUGAAGAGUUAUGUAGCCCUGUCGUUUUGAUUUAAAGUUUUACAGUGUUCAUGUCAUCAAUGAGGCUUGUUUUCCUUUGUCUGUUGAAUGAUUAAAAUUAAAGUAUUCUUUCAAACAGAAGCGAUGUUUCAUGCUUUUCCAGAUGUAUGCCUCUUCAACAUCAUACUCUCAAGCCUUGCUUUUCUACUUUUGAGACCAGGGUGUAAUCCCCGUGUUGUAACCCAUGCCUGUGUUUACCUUUCUUUUAACUACAUUUUAGAGAAGCCUGAAUGUUUAAAGAAAACAUAGUUUGUGUGUGGAACAAAGGUAUUAGGUAGUACUAGUUGGUACAGUAAUCCGUGCACCAGUGCCUGGGAAGGAAUGGAUAAGUGUCAAAUGUAAAGGUGUAGUUGUAGUUUUCUUCAGUUGUUUUUCUUACCGAAAGUUUUUAUGGAGUUCUAACUGUGGCAGUAUGUAAGGAUUGAUCUGUUUUUACAUUUGUUCUUGUUAAGCUGCAGUGAGCAAAUG
This is a messenger RNA of Alligator sinensis (Chinese alligator), 2114 nucleotides long. It is a transcript of the gene OARD1, whose product is annotated as O-acyl-ADP-ribose deacylase 1. The coding region runs from base 697 to 1161 and encodes 154 amino acids. Gene Ontology annotation, biological process: peptidyl-glutamate ADP-deribosylation. Lineage: Eukaryota; Metazoa; Chordata; Crocodylia; Alligatoridae. The transcript has 5 exons. The record is from RefSeq and is a predicted model, not a curated record.